Lindgomyces ingoldianus is the source of this 1919-nucleotide messenger RNA. Its product is annotated as aminotransferase. Gene Ontology annotation, molecular function: pyridoxal phosphate binding. The transcript has 7 exons. Lineage: Eukaryota; Fungi; Ascomycota; Dothideomycetes; Pleosporales; Lindgomycetaceae. Gene Ontology annotation, biological process: biosynthetic process. Bases 267 to 1712 code for a protein of 481 amino acids. The record is from RefSeq and is a predicted model, not a curated record.
GGGAGCGUUAGCUGGGGAGGGGAGCUUUGGGCUCUGCUCUGGCUGGAGCUGGCUCAUGCAUUCGGGAGGUGCGAACAUAUUUAGGUAGGUUGGUGCCCUGCUCGCAAGUUUUUUUUCCUGGCUUUGCACUCUUCCACUCUUGGGAUUGAAGUCAAGUGUGGAGAUUCUUUUGUCUGCUCUGCUGUUCUGACAUCAUCCUUCCCUUCACCUUCCAAGGCCCGCUUGAUUCGCUAGACAAAAGCUUAGCUCUUACUUCCUUGAACACUAUGUCGUUUUCGGCGGCCAAAAUCCCGACCUUCAAGUCGACGGGGACGUUCAGGGAGAGGAGAUUUUCGAGUAGUAAGGAACCGAGCGAGAGUGAACUCUCCUCCAAAAUCCAUCGGCAAUUCAGGUCCUCCCACGAAGGCCACAAGCCUCACGCGGGCCUCGAUCCCACACGUGCCUCCACUGGUGUCGUCUGGACGUCAGAACGAGCCUACGAGCACGGCUUUCUCGAGGAGCCUGACAAGUGGGCGAACUUGGGACAAGGCGCUCCCGAGGUCGAUGAUGAGAUCAAGGGUUGCUUUGAGAGACCCAAGGAAGUCGAUAUCACGAGCCAUGGCCGCGAAUAUGGACCCACGGCUGGCAUUAGGCCAUUGAGGGAGGCAAUUGCGAAGUUAUACAAUGAUCAUCAUAGGAAGUGGAGGAAGAGUCAGUAUACUUGGGAGAACGUGUGCGUGGUUCCAGGAGGCAGAGCAGGGCUGAUCCGUAUUGCCGCCGUCCUCGGGAACUGCUACUUGGGCUUCUUCAUCCCCGACUACACUGCCUAUAACGAAAUGCUGUCUCUCUUCAAAAAUAUCGCUGCAAUCCCCAUUCCUUUAGGCGAAGAGGACAAAUACCACAUGUCUCCGGACAAGAUUGCUGAGGAAAUCGCUCGUGGCACGUCCGUAAUCCUAACAUCGAACCCCCGUAACCCUACAGGACAAAUGAUCACGAAUCCCGAGCUCGCUCAGAUCCAGAAUAUCUGCCGUGAUCGCGCUACCCUCAUUAUGGAUGAAUUUUACUGUGGGUACAACUACACCACAAACUGCGACGGCACCGUAAUCUCCGCCGCCGACAACAUUGAAGACGUCGAUGAAGACGACGUUCUUAUCAUCGAUGGCCUGACUAAACGCUUCCGACUCCCGGGAUGGCGCGUCGCCUGGGUCCUCGGCCCCAAAGAAUUCAUCAACGCCAUCGGAUCCUGCGGUUCGUACCUCGACGGCGGAUGCAACGUACCCUUCCAAGAGGCUGCCGUCCAGAUGCUCGAACCUGCCCGUGUGCGCUGCGAAAUGGCCGCGCUGCAAACUCACUUCCGCAUCAAGCGCGACUACGUCAUCGGCCGACUCACUGAAAUCGGAUUUAAGUUUCCGUUCAUGCCGAAUUCCACAUUUUACUUGUGGCUGGAUUUGAGCGAGCUUCCAGAGAGUAUUAACGACGGGUUGAACUUCUUCCAGGCGUGUUUGGAGGAAAAGGUUAUCGUAGUCCCAGGAAUCUUCUUCGAUUUGAACCCCAGUAAGAGGAGGGAUUUGUUUGAUAGUCCUUGCCAUCAUUUCGUGAGGUUGAGCUAUGGACCCCGCAUGGAUGUCUUGGUUAAGGGCGUCGAUGCUAUCGAGAGGAUUGUGAAGAAGCACAAAGCGGAUCCUCGACCAGCGAGCCAGGUUCGUCCAAGAGGUGGAGCGACCGCGCAUUAACUUAGGAAUGAGUUGACUUGAGGCGAGAGUUGCUGGGUAGGUUUGGUAAGAGAAACGGAGAGGAUGGGUGACGUAGAGGUGGGCCUAGACAAGGCGGUGAAUAAGUGGGAUUUUAGAAUGGUUUGUAUUAAAGGAUGGGAAGGGAAUUGGAAGAGGGUUAUAGGCUUAGAUAUGAUAUUAGUAUAUCCAGAUAUAGUUUUUACAUCA